AUGGGGUCAUCUGUGUCCAAAGCUGCCCUUGGGGCGACCACCAAUGAGCCCGUGGAACCGAAGGCAAAACACCUAGCGGAUCUAAUACAGUACAUAAAUGAAACAAAUAGGAGUGUUGAACACCUGGUCGAUGUCCUUUUUAAGAAAACUGGGAGCAGAAGCUGGGUGGUGGUGUUCAAAGUGCUGGUUACUGUGCAUCACCUUAUGGUUCAUGGAAAUGAGCGUUUUAUCCAACAUCUUGCAUCUAGAAACUCUUUGUUCACUUUACACAACUUCCUGGAUAAAAGUGUCAUAGAAGGCUAUACUAUGUCAACCUUCAUCAGACGAUAUAGCAGAUACUUGAAUGAAAAGUCACUUGCAUAUAGAAUGAUGGCAUCUGACAUCACCAAAACCAAAAGAGGGCUGGAUGGUAUGAUGAGAACUAUGAACACUACAGACCUGUUAAACACGCUUCUAGUUAUUCAAACUCAGUUUGAUGCUCUUCUUAAUUUUAAUGCAAAUCCUGAGGAACUCACUAAUGGCAUAGUACAUGCUGCUUUCAUGCUCCUAUUUAAGGAUUCUCUUCGCCUCUUUGCAGCCUAUAAUGAGGGCAUCCUUAAUCUGCUAGGCAAGUAUUUUGACAUGAAGAAGAGCCAGUGCAAGGACAGUUUGGAUAUUUACAUCAAGUUUCUUGGAAGAACAACCAAAUUGGCGCAAUUCCUGAAAGUUGCAGAGCAAGUUGGAAUUGACCAGAACCACAUUCCAUAUCUUACUCAGACACCCCACAGUUUAAUUGAAGCACUGAAACAGCAUUUAAAUUCUUUAGAAGAGAAAAAUGAAAUUUUUCCUCCUAACAGAAAACUCAAAGAGGAGGGAAAAGAGGCUAUGUGGAAAAUUAUUCCAGGGAAAGGGAAUGAUCAGCACAAAAACCCUGACGAGUGUGAUGAGAGAGUGGAUGAGAUCACCGAGGGGAGUCCGUAUUGGUCCUUCCUGCACAACCAGCUUCUCCUCCGCAGCCCUUCCAAACUUGUCACUCACCUGCGUGCAGCCAAUCAGCACCCACAGGAUGGGCGACAGCGCGAGGGAGGAGAAGGAGCGUCUACUUCCUGUUUGCCUACGAAUGCGCAGACUCGCAAAGGAGGGGCGGGCCUGCGGGUGUGA
This is a messenger RNA of Rhinolophus ferrumequinum (greater horseshoe bat), 1140 nucleotides long. RefSeq names its product phosphatidylinositol-binding clathrin assembly protein-like. Gene Ontology annotation, cellular component: synaptic vesicle; clathrin-coated pit; extrinsic component of presynaptic endocytic zone membrane. Gene Ontology annotation, molecular function: clathrin heavy chain binding; SNARE binding; phosphatidylinositol-4,5-bisphosphate binding. Lineage: Eukaryota; Metazoa; Chordata; Mammalia; Chiroptera; Rhinolophidae. The record is from RefSeq and is a predicted model, not a curated record. Gene Ontology annotation, biological process: synaptic vesicle budding from presynaptic endocytic zone membrane; clathrin coat assembly; clathrin-dependent endocytosis. The transcript is spliced from 11 exons. Bases 1 to 1140 code for a protein of 379 amino acids.